UUAGUAACUGAUGCAAUGGCGACAAACAUCAAUAUUUCAGAAGAGAAAGGUGUUGACGUUGCGGUUGAGUUUUGGCUUCAAGCAAUUACGGCAAUUAACGAGAUUACGAACGAUUUCGAGAUGGACAUUUACAUAAACGAAAUGUGGCUGGAUCCAGCGCUGAACUUCCAGCACCUCAGCCCUUGCAAGGAUAAUCUGUCGUUGAAUCACCAGGUGUUGGAACGCCUUUGGACUCCAAACAGUUGUUUCAUCAAUAGCAAAAUCGCACAAAUUCAUGAUUCACCAUUUCGGUAA
Molecule: messenger RNA, 294 nt
Organism: Anisakis simplex (herring worm)
Lineage: Eukaryota; Metazoa; Nematoda; Chromadorea; Rhabditida; Anisakidae
Source: the annotation of a GenBank genome assembly